AUGCAGAACGAGUGGUUAGACAUAGGAGAUUUUUGCAUCCCAUUAGCAUUAAAAUGGCGCACUUUAAUUUAUGAUUGGUCGCCAGCAUUGCUAAAAUUCUAUCUCAAUGCGUUCCAGAUGACUCUCCCAGAUCAGAGUAGUUUGGUAAGAUGGGGUAAAAGUACCGAAAAAACUUGCUCUAUCUGUGGAAAGGCAGUUGGAACUGCUAAGCAUCUGCUGGUGGGAUGUAAGGUACUCCUGGACAGCGGUCAAUACUCGCGUCGUCACGAUAGGGUUCUAGAAGUCAUACGUGAAGCGGUUAGUCUUUCGGUAGCCAGAGCACAAAAGGAAAUAACCACAAACGAACGAUCAGUAGGUUUUGUGAGAGAAGGCACUAGGGCUACAAAAUCAAACGUCAAGCCUUACUCCAUCCUGAAAGCGGCGUCGGAUUGGACUAUAAUGAUGGACACGUAUGAAAAACAAUAUAAAAUCCCCGAGGAUAUUUGUGCGUCGGCCUCCAGACCAGAUAUAUUUUUGUUUUCGCGAAUUUUAAAGCGCGUAGUGAUGAAAGAACUUACGGUCCCUUGGGAAACCAACAUCCUCAAAGACCAUACCAUCAAGGUCAACAAAUAUUACGAGCUCACAAACGAACUCACUCGAAAUAGGUUCGUAGUAGAUUUGUACGCGGUAGAGGUGGGAGCGAGAGGUAUAACAGCGAAAUCUCUCUACAACCUACUAAAGGACUUGGGCCUGUCCAGAACUCACAUUAAUGCAUUCUUGGAACGUACAUCGAAGGCAGCCCUAGUAGGUUCUUUUCAAAUUUGGUUAGGUAGGGAGAGGAGCUUGGACAGUGGAGGUGAGCGUAUAACGCGCGUUAAUUGUAGUGACUGA
Molecule: messenger RNA, 870 nt
Organism: Danaus chrysippus (African queen)
Lineage: Eukaryota; Metazoa; Arthropoda; Insecta; Lepidoptera; Nymphalidae
Source: the annotation of a GenBank genome assembly